GGUAGCGGAAGCUCUCCUGCCGGCCGCGCGGUUCCGCCAUCUCGGAAGGUGGAGAAGGAGGAGGAGUCGGCAACGGCGGCGGCGGCGGCGGCGGCUCCUCUGCCUGUUCAGGCGGGGCGGGAAGCGGAAGGAGGGGACACCCGGCGCGGCCUGCCACAAUGUCAGAAGGGGACAGUAGCGGUGAGUCUAUCCAUGGCAAACCGUCCGUGGUCUAUAGAUUUUUCACGAGGCUUGGACAGAUUUACCAGUCCUGGCUAGACAAAUCUACUCCAUACACAACAAUCCGAUGGGUCGCAACAUUGGGUUUAAGUUUUAUCUACAUGAUUAGAGUUUAUUUACUGCAGGGUUGGUAUAUCGUGACGUAUGCCUUGGGUAUCUACCACCUAAACCUGUUCAUAGCUUUCUUGUCGCCAAAGGUCGAUCCCUCGCUCAUGGAAGAUUCAGAUGAAGGGCCUUCAUUACCGACAAAACAGAAUGAAGAAUUCCGGCCUUUUAUCCGGAGGCUGCCAGAAUUCAAAUUUUGGCAUUCUGCCACUAAAGGCAUCCUGGUUGCCAUGACCUGUACAUUCUUUGAGGCUUUCAAUGUUCCAGUUUUUUGGCCAAUUCUGGUGAUGUAUUUCAUUAUGCUGUUCUGCAUCACGAUGAAGAGGCAAAUCAAGCAUAUGAUAAAAUACCGAUAUAUACCGUUCACCCACGGCAAGAGGAGAUAUAAAGGAAAAGAAGACCCAGGGAAGACUUUUGCUAGCUAGAAACACCCCUCCCCACCCCCCCCAAAAAAACCCCUUGCUGACCAACUGCCCCCAACCCACCCCCAGCGUCAUAAUUAAAAAGACCGGUUUUGAACCAUUG
Messenger RNA from Pseudonaja textilis, 849 nucleotides. It is a transcript of the gene RER1, whose product is annotated as retention in endoplasmic reticulum sorting receptor 1. Gene Ontology annotation, cellular component: Golgi membrane. NCBI's taxonomy places the organism in Eukaryota, Metazoa, Chordata, Lepidosauria, Squamata, Elapidae. The record is from RefSeq and is a predicted model, not a curated record. Gene Ontology annotation, biological process: protein retention in ER lumen; retrograde vesicle-mediated transport, Golgi to endoplasmic reticulum.